Messenger RNA from Paramuricea clavata, 6163 nucleotides. The record is from the annotation of a GenBank genome assembly. Lineage: Eukaryota; Metazoa; Cnidaria; Anthozoa; Malacalcyonacea; Plexauridae.
AUGGAUGUUCCAACACUGCUAACUUACGCGAAGGAAUUGCACUGCAUUGCAUUCCAUAUGCAAAUGAUACGCGGCCUGAGGCAAAAAAAAGGAAGGAAAGCUUGGGUUGAUUUUGUUCGACGGAAACGCGACAAAUGGGAGCCAUCUGUCCAUUCAGAAGUUUGCUCAAAGCAUUUCAACGAAGAGGACUUUGCGAUCCGUUUCAUCGGCCUCAACGAAAUGCCUGGCGCGGAGAAACCAUUGCUUGUGGCUCCUCGUUUGAAGCAAGACGAUAUGGGCAUAUGUGUGUGUCCUUCAAAACAUAAUGACGAGGAAACCAGCACGUUGUCUUCAAGAGAUCGCCGUCGCAUUGUAAGUGUCGUCAAUGUUCUAUUGUUUACUAUUUCGAUUUAUUUUAUUUCGCAUUUUUUCGCAAAUAUAAUCGCACUAUGCGGUAUGAUGAAUAUAUGAAUAAUAUUUUUAUAUUUGAAGGUGUUCAGCAACUGAGCAAGUGGAAUAGUAUUAUGAUUUAUGAUACCCAGUAUGAAACUUAUAUUUUUUUUUUUACUUUUAGACUUUCCAUGCUAAGCACACAGAAUAUGGGAAGUGUGGUGCUACAGAAUCACAGCCCAGUUCAUCGAUGGAGAGUGGUCAGCCUGACUCCUCAGUCGAGACGUUUGAGCAACCUUUGACUGUAGAAGUUAGUGAACCAGAAAGAGUGAGUAGAAAUUUAUGCAAUUUUGUCAUGAUUUAGUCGGUACCAUAUUACUCGAUUUAAUAUAGCCACACAGCACAAUAUAUAAAUUCCUGUGUAAACUUACAGUUCAUCAUGUAAUGUUUGCAUGUGAGUUUAAUGGAUAUGACCUGUACUAUAGCAUGUGUUGUACAUAUUCUUAUAAUCAUUCGCUUAUUUUUAAGGCUGAUGAAGAAGAAAGUGUAAAAACCGUACGGGUCCAGACAAUGCCAUCAAAAUGUCACAAUUGCACUGCCUUAUCUGUAAAUCUGGAGAAAAUGAAGAAGAAGAUGCUGUUUUAUAAGUCUCAAUUAAGUUAUGGUAAUUAUAAUUUGUCAAUGUUGCUGAAAGAAUGCAUUGUUGUGGUUGGAAUAGUCUGAAUAAAUACAGUAUUGUUUUCUGUUCCUUUACUAGAUAGUGAUAAUUCAUCAUUAACUGAUGAUAACAUUGGAGAUGUAAGCAAUAUCCCAAGUGAUAUUGAAAGUGAUGAUGAAGAUCUUGAUCGUGAUGAUUCAGAACCUUUUACAUCAGAGCCAUCCGCACUAUCAGAGGUUGAAGAAGAACCAUCAAUGGAAGAGUCCUCGACUGAUACAGAAUCGGAAGCUGAGGACGAUGCAGUUGGGACAAGGUGUGUGUGGGCUAUUUUAUUUACGUUUGAUAGCGUUAUUGUAGUAAAGAUGUACAAAAUUCCAAUUGCGUUGUUGAAACAAAUUUUGUGAUUUACUUUUCAUUGAACAGUACUUCUCACAUUCAUUAUAUUAAUUUAAUGUGCACUGUUCUCCAGUACCUCUGGGCAGUAUUCUGUUGAACACCAUGUGAUAGCGAUUGUAUGCAAAUACAAGCCAAACCAUUUCAUAUAAACAAUAAGCAAUUCCAGCUUUUAGUGUAUGUGUGCAGGGGGUGGUGGGGGGGUGGUGGGGGUGGGGAGUAAGGUUUUAUAUACUUGUAAGUAUUGAAAUAUUUCUGUUGUUUCAGCAGUCUAUAAUGAAAUGUUUCAGCGUAAUCAGCAAUGUGAUAUCUUACUUCCUGUCACCCCUGCACGCAUAAAUUGAAAGCUGAAAUUUGUUUGUUGAUAUAUGGUAACAUUCUAUUUUUCUAGAGUCUUUGUUAAAGAUGAUAAUUUGAGGAAGCAAGCAAAGUUUGUUGUCUUCCUUCCGCAACUCAUGGAAUUGUUCAACAAUUGUCCAACCUGUAACAUGCCAGGUGUUCGGGUUGAAGUAAAGAAAAUUGGAACAAUGGUACACAUCGAGACAGCCUGCAACCAUCGCAAAUGUAAUAAACGUAUGAAUGUGUGGACAAGCCAACCUAGAAUCAUAAUGCCUAACUCCAGUAUUCCAGCAGGAAACUUACUGCUGUCGUUUGCAAUUUUAACUGGAGGUGGAUCUGCAAGCAAAACGCUGAGAAUAUUUGAGCACAUGGGUUUGGGAAGUAUAUCUUUGUCCACAUUCCACCGCCAUCAACGUGUAUGUACCUAUUAUGUAUUUACAUUAAAUCAUGUUAAAUCAUUUACCUACUGUUUAUUUAACACAUUAAACUACAAUCAUUAAUGUAUGUUCACAGUACAGUUGAGCACACCAGACAUUUUGCUUCUAAAGGGAAUAUUAAUGGUUUUGCAAAUUAAUGAUACAUUCAGUGACAAUACAGUACUGUAUAUCCUGUUAACUCAUCAAGUUGCAUGCAAUAUGCACAAAAGGACCUUUUUUCUAUUUUGCUCUACCUGUCUAUUCACCAAUUGAGUGGGCAGCACUCUCCCCCUGAUGUGUAAAAUCAUCUGGCGAGUGGCGUUAGACAGAGUAAAGUAAUAAAGUAUGGUGCAUCUGGACACAUUGCCACUUAAAGGUUAAUACUGCCAAUUUUACUUGUCUAUAAAGAAUGGUCUUGUCAUUAUAAUGGUUCAAUCAAAUUAAUGUAAAUGUCUGUUGUAAAGUAAGGAACUGUAUUGUUACCGGGAUACAUCUCUUACACUUUUCUAAUAUCAUGAUAAUCUCUUUCUAUUUUAAUUAAAAGACCAAGCUGUUUCCUAGUAUCCACAUGCAUUGGAAAAGUUAUAAAAUGUCAUGGCAAUCCAAAUUGAAGGAAAUGGAUGCAAUUGUUUUAGCUGGGGAUGGACGUCAUGACAGCAUGGGGCACAGUGCGAAAUACUGUGCAUACAGUAUCUUCUGUUGUAACAAUCCAAUAAAUGCAAUUGUUGAUUUUAGUUUAGUGCAGGUAUGGUAUUUUUAUUUAUGACAUUGGAGUAUGCGGAGGCAGCAAAAAAAUUUGACAUACCGGUACUGUGUGUAUAUUACUGUUGUCUAAUUUCUAUCCUUUCCCUGUUUGUUAUCUAAGAUGCAUCCUGUCCAUAUUUGGUAUAAUCCAAUUUUGUUUACUAGGUUUAUGUUAUUAUGUACCCAUUCACUUUAAAUUUUUUGUUUUGUUUGGUAUACAAUGACAAUGUGGCUCAACAUACAGUACAUUUGGGAAUGCAGUUCACUUUUGAUAUGAAAAUGCAUGUUUCUCUUCAACAUGUACUUUCAUAUACAUACUAGCUGCUGUAUUUCAAAUUAAAAGUAAUAAAGUGUGAACCAUAUCUUGGCAUACUGUACAUAUAUUCUUAUCACUUUUGUUCAUUUAUUUAAUUAAUAGAGAAAUGAAGCUGGUAGCAGUCCUGCCAUGGAAUAUAUGGCAUUCGAUAGAUCGAUGGAGGAUAUAUCAAAAAAUGAUUUGAGUGUGACAACCUUCGUAUCUGAUCGCCAUUCAUCCAUUGCUAAACACAUGAGGGAAAAGCUGCCAGAAAUUACACAUUACUUCGAUCUGUGGCAUUUGAACAAAAGUAUGUAUUAUCCUAUAUUAUAUAUACCUAUAUUAUACAGCACAUGUAUUAUUAUGUAUAUGUUAUGCAGUCUAUUUUGACCCAUGGUCAUCAGGCAUGGAACAAAGAGUAGUGCAAUGUAAUGGCAGUACUUUUUCUCUGAUGAUGAAAAUUGUCUAGCUUUAGACAGAGUACAACAAGAUAAUGAACAUAGAAUGGGGGGAGGGGAGGUUGCUAACCCUAAAAUAGCUGUUUUUCAAUGACCAAUGUAUCAGGAUAUGAGCGAAGGGAGGAUUUAAGCAACAGACCAAUGGUUUUGUGCUGUAUAUAUUUUUAUGUGUUUAGUUUCUGUAUUGUGAAUAAUUUUUGGACAUACAUUCUUGCAGAAGUUUCCAAAGUCCUGAGCAAAAUUUCAAAGGAAAAAGGUUGUGAGGUACUUCUCCCAUGGGUAAAGCCGUGUGUAAACCAUCUUUAUUGGAGUGCGACAUCGACAGCUGAUGGUAAUGGGCAAAUAAUUUGGGCAAAAUUCGAGUCAUUUUUGGAACAUGUUGCUAACAUACACUCGAAUCUACCAAAUCCUGUCUUCAAUAAAUGUGCUCAUAAGGAUGAUAUAGAGGAAAGGACAUGGCUUAAUAAAGGUAAACAAAUACAGUAAUAAGAUAUAAUAUACCAUUAUAUCAUAUUUGAAUAGAUACAGUACAGCUAGACAGCCAGUACUUAGCCGACAAUUUAGUCCCAAUAUGCAAAUUAAAAAUUAUAUUAUUCAUUUCUUUAUAAAUUGAUUGCUUUCACAGUCAAUGAACACGAAAAUAUUUACAUAGCGAGACUAAAUCGUCGGGGUGGUUACGCUAUUGACUGUACCUCACUAUUAUUCCCAGUUUUGCUAGGCACCAACCAUGGCGGCACCUGACAGGUGUUGCAAUAUCAGGUAAAAAUGUUAAGUUGGAAAAAUUCAGGUAAAUCUGACAUCACCUGCUCCCCCAAAUGCAAAUUAAGUCCUGCCAACAGCCCUGAACUCUGCCCUUAUAUGAUCCAUUACAGAAUCAAGUUGAUUGUUUCUAGUAGAUACACUGUAUUUGAAAGAAAUGGAAGUUCCUAAGAAUUUAUAAAGCUCUAAAAUAAACAAAUUUUCGGGCAAUGAUGUAAACUGCUGUUGAUUGUCAUAACGAUCUUACAAAGAUUUCCUUUCACUAAAUUUGGCAGAAACAUGGUUGAACUUACAGUAUAAAUAAUAUAAUAUUAAUUAAGCAUGUUCAACUGUAUUUAUUUGUACGAAAAUUUUCAAUAUUUACAGCUGUUUGCAGGUUUAAUUUAUUAAGAAAAUACACUUUACAAUUACAGUACAUAAUAACACACUUUCCAAUGUUAGUAGAUUCCACUGUUUAUGAGAAAGUGUGCAAUGCCCUUUUAAACAAAAGGAUUAAGAAGGGUUUUUGCCAAGCAUCACCGCUGUCGCAGACUAGCUGUUUGGAGGGAUUCCAUUCAGUCUUAAAUCAUUUUUCUCCAAAAAUGAUUGCGUUCCCAUUUCAAGGGAUGUAUUGCAGGUAUAUGCUUGUAUCUUAUUGUUAUACAGUAUGAUCAAGGGUGUAAAAAUGUGGUGUUAUGGUUUAACCCCUUAAGUGGCAGUGAGCCCAGAUGCGCCCGCUUUAUUAUUUUCUUGUUUCAUUAUCAUUGUCAAGAUAUUUCCUGAUAAUAUUAUCAUUAAUUAUCACUCUCCACUUGACAUGUACAGUAAAAUAAUCUGGCAUUAGACAGAGAGUAAAACACUAAAGUAGGGUGAAUCAGGGUGCAUAGCCACUUAAAGGAUUAACAGAACAACAACUAUUUGGUACUGGUACAACUACUAUUAUCUUCAGAUAUGAACAGCUAAAAUUAGAGCUGCAGUAUUAUUUUAUAAUAUUUAGACACAUCUUGGCUGUUAUUCAUUUUAACAAGAACCUCAACAGAGAUGAACUACGAACCCAAACUGGAAAGUCACAAGUCAAAGUUGUGUACCCAAAAUUUAAAAAUGGCGAAGCCACUGUACGGAGUGUUCGAGUCCAGCAGAAUUUUGGUAAGAUUUAAAAACAGUAUACAUGUACAUAUUGUGGCUAUACUGCCUUAAGUGGUAGACAGAAGCAUAGAGUCAGAAUUGCCAGAUUGAAUACAGUGUAUGUUAGCCUACACAAACAAAGUCAAUUGAACAAUUGCAAGUCUUUGCCAUUGGUUGAGGUUUGCAAUGUCAUUCAUUAGAUUUAGAUUAUGUCGAAGAAUUAUAUCAGACCAUGCUAAGUGCAGAAAGUAAUGAAAUAAAAAAGGCAUAUAAAGAAUUAGUAGAUAUGACAUCAGCUCCAAUGAAUACAAUGCUGGAAAAGCAGCCAAGAAAUGAGGCUAUAAAGAAGAUGAUUGAACGCAAGGAAAUGGUUGUUGCCAACGUUCCACCUACUGCAGGUACUGUACAAGUAAAUAUAUACUGUACAAGACAUUGUGUAAAAUAUACAUAAUGGUGUGACUGUAGGAAGUUCAUUCACAAUAACCAUUUAUUUUCUUUAGCACCUUCUACUGUACAAGCCCAACCACCACCUCCACAAGAAGAACGAGCAAAACCAUGUUGCAGAACAUGUGGCCAACCUAUGAAAGGCCAUAAAAAUGUUCUGCACUGUCCAAGGAACCAAAAAUAA